AUGAAUUAUCGUUCUGCAAAGCUUUUCUUGAUUCCUGCCCUUUUGACCCUCGCGGCUCAGCUCAUCUGCGUCUCCGGCGUCCAGAGGAAGAAGCCCCCGGAGCGGAGGCCGCAGCCCGCCUUGCCCACCGUCAGCUGCUCCGGCCGCGGAAUCAAAGCCGUGUUCGGUCCGCUGGUCCGAGACACGAUCCGCGUUCAAACCCUGACCGGGGCCGCGGUCCCGGUGCGUCAGGCUGAGGGCUCCUGCGGGGUGACGAUGGGCCAAGAGAAGAACCAGAGCCUGUCGUUCGUCAGCAGAUAUGACAGCUGCUAUGCUCGCGUUGAGGGCAGCAAAGUGGUCGUCCCCCUGCAGGUCCAGCUGACAGGAGAGGACCGGUGGAUCAGGGUGAACAUCAGCUGCUCCCUGAUCAAGAGACGCAACGAGAAAAUACAUCCAACCUCCACAUCAUUCCCUGGAAAGUGCAACAUCGAAAGAGCGCUGCGAAUAAACUGCGGACCCCGAAGCAUUUCCAGCGACACCUGCAACAAACUGGGAUGCUGCUACGACGCUCUCGAUCUGACCUGCUUCUACAAACUCAAUGCCUGCUCUCUGGACGGACACUUUGUGUUCUCGGUGAAGGCCACAGACACGCACCCGCCCGUCGAUCCCAGCAGCCUUGUAAUCAAGCAUCAGCCUCAUUGCUUCCCCGUCGUCACGACCCCGGACACCGCCGUCUUCAAAAUAGGAGUCACGGAGUGUGGUGCAAAGAUGACGGCACAUGGAGACAUGGUGACCUAUGAGGUGGAAGUGGGAGAGCUGCACAGUAGAAGAACAACCAAACAUUCUCCGUUUAGUCUCCAGGUGGAGUGUGAAUACGAGGCAUCCGAUCUAAAGCAUGCAAAAGACCUGCGGUCCUUGUAUGCGGUCACCAAUCCACCACCUGUCGUCGCACAGGGAACCAUCAAGGUGCAGAUGAGAAUAGCCACAGAUGCAUCUUUUACAUCCUUUGUUGCUGAGAACCAGCUGCCGCUGACCCUGCCCCUGCGUAAGCCGGUAAAUGUGGAGAUUUCCAUCAUGCAGCCGUCCCCGGAUCCGACGCUUUCGCUGCGUAUACGAGACUGCUUCGCCUAUCCGGUGUCCAGACACUCUGUGUGGACGCUUCUCUAUGAUGGGUGUCCCAACCCUGUGGACAAUAUGAGAAGCUCCAUCCAAGUGGACAAGCAGGGGAAGACCGACUUCCACUCCCAAGUUAGGAGGUUUGAUGUCAAGACCUUUGCUUUCCUGGACCCCCGAACAGGCAAUCCAAGUGUGGAGGAAAUGUACUUCUACUGCUGGGUGGAAAUCUGCACAAAUGAAGUCGAAUGUGCACAACGUUGCACCAUCAUCUCAUCUGAGAGUGUGAGACAGAGAAGAGAAGCCAUAUCCGAGUCCAACAGGCUUCAGCUGGUGUCUUUAGGGCCGCUGGUGCUGGUUCAGAACAACACAGAACCGACGGACGAUCCAUGCAUGAAGCACAAAACAAUGUUUCGGGUGACGGUGUACGUUCUCUGUGGCGUCAGUGCUGCCCUGCUGCUGAUGCUGUUCUUGGUGAUAUGCACGCGCAUCAGAAGGUGUCAGAAGUCAGACACACAGAGAGCGUGUGAUGCACAAGCUGACAGUGAACCAUCUCAAUAA
Molecule: messenger RNA, 1653 nt
Organism: Stegastes partitus (bicolor damselfish)
Lineage: Eukaryota; Metazoa; Chordata; Actinopteri; Pomacentridae
Product: zona pellucida sperm-binding protein 4-like
Exons: 12
Coding region: 1-1653 (550 amino acids)
Biological process (GO): binding of sperm to zona pellucida; prevention of polyspermy
Cellular component (GO): egg coat
Molecular function (GO): structural constituent of egg coat; acrosin binding
Source: RefSeq, a predicted model, not a curated record